AUGAAAUGGAUCGACCAAAAUUUGGCUUGGAACAAAACUGAGUACGAUGGUAUUGAAAACGUGACCAUCUCUGCAGAUUACGUGUGGGUACCUUCUGUUGUCAUCCCUAACGGUAUCGACAACGUUGUACCGACAUCAGCACAACCACCAGUCAUUUACAGUGAAGGAGUUGGAAAGCUUCUAUUCCUUGAGAGUUUCAAGGCCAGUUGUCAAAUAGACAUCUCUCUGUACCCGUUUGACCAGCAGCGAUGCAGCAUACUCUUCAUGCCUGUCAAUGGUUACACAUUAGAAGUAUCUAGGUCGUCUUUUGGCAAGAGGCUACCGUCUUUCUUCAUUGAGAACAGUGAGUGGGAGUUGGUUGACAUACUUGCCAAAGUGGAAGACGUUGAAAUGACAUCAAUAACCAAUUUUGCAUCGUUUGAGUUUCUUCUGAAACGCAAGAGCAUGUUCUAUAUAGUGAGUAUCAUCUUACCCAUGACUCUUCUCUCUCUGCUCAACGCCUGUGCGUUCCUCCUACCAGAUGACUCCGGAGAGAAGAUGUCCUACCUCAUCUCCAUAUUUGUGUCAUAUGCAGUGUUCAUGAACUUCGUCAACGACUCCAUCCCCAAGUCUGGAGACGUGUGUCGACUGUCUGUGUACCUGAGCCUCGUUCUUUGCCAGAGCUGCCUGGCUAUCAUCACAACCAUGGCCACUCUCAGUAAUAUCCUCCUAUUUCAGCCAAAGACGGGUGUACAGCCUGCAGAUGUACAAGUAGAGACGAAAAGCCCUGAACGUCCGUGUGUGAAGUCUGCUCCAAACGCCCGUCGAACAGAACGCGUCUUGUUUGGGGUGUUCCUGCUUCUGGCUCUGAUGUCCCUACUGGUGUUUUGUAUGUAG
Messenger RNA from Haliotis rubra (blacklip abalone), 876 nucleotides. Its product is annotated as neuronal acetylcholine receptor subunit alpha-6-like. The record is from RefSeq and is a predicted model, not a curated record. Gene Ontology annotation, cellular component: synapse; neuron projection; membrane. Gene Ontology annotation, biological process: chemical synaptic transmission; monoatomic ion transmembrane transport; nervous system process. Bases 1 to 876 code for a protein of 291 amino acids. NCBI's taxonomy places the organism in Eukaryota, Metazoa, Mollusca, Gastropoda, Lepetellida, Haliotidae. The transcript has a single exon. Gene Ontology annotation, molecular function: neurotransmitter receptor activity; extracellular ligand-gated monoatomic ion channel activity; transmembrane signaling receptor activity.